This is a messenger RNA of Dermacentor andersoni, 3499 nucleotides long. RefSeq names its product arsenic resistance protein 2 (gene Ars2). Lineage: Eukaryota; Metazoa; Arthropoda; Arachnida; Ixodida; Ixodidae. Gene Ontology annotation, cellular component: nuclear body. The record is from RefSeq and is a predicted model, not a curated record. Gene Ontology annotation, molecular function: nucleic acid binding. Gene Ontology annotation, biological process: mRNA processing; primary miRNA processing.
AUCUCUUGGUCUUUAUAGAAACGACUGGAAUUUUCCAUCUGCAAUUGUUUAUUCUGGAAGCAGGUGUUGCACUCCAAGAAAAGAUUCUCAAGACCUGCUAGCGCUUUUUUCUUUCUUUUUUAAUUUUUCUGCGUUGAAACCUAUUAUUUUAAUUCAUGCAACAAGUAGGCACUGUCAUUUUAUGUUACUUCAUACUCUGCAGCUGAAGCUGUCUCCAUGGUGACGACAGGUAGCAGACGACGCCGAAGCAUGGGAGACAGCGACGACGAGUACGACAGGCGGCGUGGGAGGGACAAGUUCCGAAGGGAACGGAGCGACUACCAGGAACGACGGGAUGAUCGCAGCCGUGGACGGGACGAUUGGCCAGAACGCCGCCGUGAUUAUCGAGACUAUGAUGUACGGAGGAGCCGAAGUGACCGUUAUAGUCCAGCAAGGCACGAUAUGAGCCCUCCUGUCAAGCGGAUGCGGCGAGACUGGGAUGACCGAGGUGGUUACGGUGGCUUUGACGGUGGCGGCUUUCCGGUGGGCGGCCACCACCCGGGCGCAGGUGGUCCCUGGGGUGGCCCCCCGCAGGACAUGGGUGGCAUGGUGCACAUGGGUGGGCAGCACGGUGGCUACGGACACAGCAUGGGCCAAGCUGGGGGUCCACAAAGGUUCAAGGCAACAUUGAGGGGAAUGACAAGGAGAGUGCCAUUGGGGGAACCUGAGGCAGGCCUUACCCAGCCACCUAUGAUGACAUUCAAGCAAUUCCUUGGCUCUCAGGACGAUGGCAUUGAUGACCAGGAAGCCGUACGCAAGUACAAUGAGUACAAGAUGGACUUCAGGCGUCAACAGCUUAACGAGUUCUUUGUCAAUCACAAGGAGGAAGAGUGGUUCAAGUCCAAGUACCAUCCGGAGGAAUGUGGCAAGCGCAAGACAGAGCAGGUGAAUGCCUUGAAGCGGCGCCUGGAUGCCUUCCUCAAGCUCCAUGAAGGUGGCUGGGUGGACGCCAUCAGCAUUGACGUGGAGAAGUCUGAUCGCAUUGUCAGGUUCCUUGAUGCAGUGGUGAUCUUGCUAGAAGGUGGCACCGAGUACGAUCUUCAGGCAUUGGAUGAGCCCAUUCAGGAGGACAAGCCUUCCGAAGGGGCCUCAUUUUCCUCUGCAAGGGACGAAAAGGAAGCGAGUGAUAAGCCUGAAGUCAAGGAAGAGUCGUCUCAGGGAGGGGAUGCACCAUCUUCACCGACUCGCUCGGAUGUGACUGCUGAUGAUGACAAGCGACACAAGAGGGCUGAUGACGAGGAGGAGGACGAGGAUGCCAAGUCAGAUUCUAAGCAGUCGGGUGGCGGCCGCAAACGCAGCUACAGCUCGAGCAGCCAAAGCAGUUCCAGCUCAGACUCUGACUCGGAUGACAGCGACAAGGAUGCCUCUGACGAUCAGGAUUCUGGUGUUCCGGGUGAGGAGAGUGGUGGGGAGAGUAAGAAGGCCUCGAGGAAGAGCAAGAAAAAGUCCAAGAGGCUCAGCAGCUCUCCUCAGGCAAAGAAGGCCACCAAGGCCAAGGAGGAGAGGUCAGAGGAUGGCAAUGAGGAAGGCAGCAGCACCAAGGGCGAGCCAGAGGAUGACGAUGAGGAUGGUCGCCCUGACUCUGUGACUGACAUCAAGGGUAAGGGGGACGAAGAGGAGGACGAGUCCAAGGCCACAGUGGAUGAGCAGGCCAAGAAGGGUGAGACUGGCCAGGGGGACGGGCCUAAGGCUGUCGAGAGCGAAGAGAAGAACCGGCCACGGCCCCUUCACCGGACUUGCUCCAUCUUCCUGCGUAACCUGGCACCCACCAUCACCAAGAUGGAAGUGGAGGCGAUGUGCAAGCGUUACCCUGGCUUCCUGCGGGUGGCCAUUGCGGACCCCCAGCCUGAGCGCCGUUUUUUUCGUCGGGGCUGGGUGACGUUUGAGCGCACCGUCAACAUUAAGGAGAUCUGCUGGAAUCUUAACAACAUUAGGUUACGUGACUGUGAAUUGGGUGCCAUUGUGAACCGGGACCUGAGUCGACGAAUCCGGUCAGUAAAUGGCAUAGCCUCUCACAAGCAAGUGAUCCGCUCUGACAUCAAGCUAGCCGCCCGUAUCGUACACAACCUAGACAACCAGCGAAGCCUCUGGAUCCAGACUGAAGCUGGCACUGAGCCAGCUGGUAAUGCUGCUGCUACGGACCAGCUGCCUCCUAUUGAGGGCUUCGGCGUGUCCUCGAAAAAUCCUCUGUUGAAGAACAUCACCGACUACCUGAUUGAGGAGGCGUCAGCAGAGGAGGAGGAACUUCUGGGGGGCUCCGCAGACAGGGAAGAAAAUGCAGAUGCGGAGGACCCCUCGGCACCUGGUGGUACCAACAGCGAGAAGGAUGAAAUGCUAAUAAAGGUGUUGGACCGUCUCCUGGUGUACCUGCGAGUGGUGCACUCUGUGGACUACUACAACCACAGCGAGUACGCCAGUGAAGACGAGAUGCCCAACCGAUGUGGCAUCAUGCAUGCCCGAGGGUCGCCACCUUCUGGCAAGGUCACACCACAGGAGGUGGCAGACUACAUCAGCCACUUUGAGGGCAAGAUUUCACCCUUCCUCCAGCCAUCAACCAAACUGAGUGAUGAGGAAGCGAACAGACUUGGGAAGAAGGACCCUGAAGCCGAGGUCGAGAAAUUUGUUGUGGCCAACACUCAAGAGCUCUCCAAGGACAAGUGGCUCUGCCCACUGUCUGGCAAGAAGUUCAAGGGGCCUGAAUUUGUCCGCAAGCACAUUUUCAAUAAGCAUGCUGAAAAAGUGGAAGAAGUGCGCAAGGAGGUGGAGUACUUCAACAACUACCUCUUGGACCCCAAACGGCCACAACUGCCAGAACACCCAGCCAACCGAGGAGGCCCCGGCGGUGGUGGCCGUGGCGGCGGUGGAGUUGGCCACGAGGGUCCUGGCAUGAUGGGUCCCUUCCAUGGUGGAUUUCCGCCACCACCUCCCUUCGGCUUUCCUAGGGGCCACCCCGGCGGAUUCCCUGGAUUCGGCGGUCGCAACUUUCCAGAUAUGUACAGAGCAGGAUUCAAGAGAAACAACUACGGACGCUUCCGCUCAGACCCCCGGGAAGUGAUUGGAUAUCAUGAUCUUGAUGAGCCACAGGACUUGGAACUCUUUUAAAAGUCAUAAAGGGGACAGAAGCAGUGCAUUAGGGAGAAGCUGCAUAAAGGCAGAUUUCUUCCUGCUGAUAUCAUACACAUUAUUUUUUUUUCAUUGACACAAUUUGUGGAAUUCAGUGUAAUAACUUCAUCUCAUUUGACCAUUGGUGGUACAGCACCACCGUGUGAAUGAAUUCAUAAAAGUUUGUCUCUACCCAUAUUUUUUUUUAGACCUUCCAUUUUUGUACAUGGUGCAACUUUUAUGGAAACCGGUGUUCUUAGUCCUGUUAUUGAAAGUUUGCCUGUGCUUGCAACUGUUGAUUAGUCUAUAGUGUCUUCUCUCUGUCAAUAAAAAAGAACUGGGACUCCCCACAAGCUUA